Kwoniella botswanensis is the source of this 1269-nucleotide messenger RNA. RefSeq lists its product as uncharacterized. Gene Ontology annotation, cellular component: COPII-coated ER to Golgi transport vesicle; endoplasmic reticulum; endoplasmic reticulum membrane. Bases 1 to 1269 code for a protein of 422 amino acids. The record is from RefSeq and is a predicted model, not a curated record. NCBI's taxonomy places the organism in Eukaryota, Fungi, Basidiomycota, Tremellomycetes, Tremellales, Cryptococcaceae. Gene Ontology annotation, biological process: retrograde vesicle-mediated transport, Golgi to endoplasmic reticulum; endoplasmic reticulum to Golgi vesicle-mediated transport. The transcript is spliced from 15 exons.
AUGGGCAGGAACGGGCUCUUCGGUAACUUCCAAGGUCUAGAUGCCUUCGGCAAGACUAUGGAAGAUGUCAAGAUACGUACUCGUACAGGAGCGUUGUUAACGUUCAUAUCAUUCUCUAUCAUCCUCACGUCGAUCAUGUUGGAAUUCAUCGAUUACAGGCGUAUACACCUCGAACCGUCGAUUAUAGUAGAUCGGUCGAGGGGUGAGAAGCUGGUCAUUGAAUUUGAUGUCUCAUUCCCUAAGGUACCUUGUUACUUGUUAUCACUGGACGUAAUGGACAUAUCGGGUGAACAUCAGACGGAACUCGAACAUCACAUCUCAAAGACUAGAUUGGACAAGAAUGGUAGAGCGUUAGAGACUGUCGAAGGUGGACAGCUCAAAGGAGAUGUAGAGAGACAGAACUUGAAGAGGGAUCCAAAUUACUGUGGAUCAUGUUAUGGUGCCUCACCUGAUGAGAGCGGAUGUUGUAAUUCUUGUGAAGCUGUUAGACAGGCGUAUGCGAGAAAGGGUUGGUCCUUCAAUGAUCCAUCGGGUAUCGAGCAGUGCGUAGAAGAAGGAUGGGAGGACAAGAUCAAAGAGCAGAAUACGGAAGGAUGUCGAAUCGCAGGAAGAGUCAGAGUCAACAAGGUCAUCGGUAAUCUCCAUUUUAGUCCUGGUCGGUCAUUCCAGCAUAACAUGGUUCAAAUGAUGGAUCUUGUCCCAUACCUCCGGGAUAACAAUCAUCACGAUUUCGGACAUGUCAUUCACAAAUUCCGAUUUGGAGCUGACCUGACUGCCGCCGAGGAAGCUACGGUCUUACCUAAAGAAGCCAAGUGGAGGAAUAGCUUGAUGAUGAGAGAUCCUCUACAGGAAGUGGCUGCUCAUACAGAGGAAUCUCAAUAUAUGUUCCAAUACUUCCUUAAAGUCGUGUCAACCAAUUUCGUAGCCCUCAAUGGCGAAGAAAUCCCAUCUCAUCAAUAUUCAGUAACGCAAUAUGAAAGAGAUUUGAGAUUGGGUAAUGCGCCUGGAAAAGAUUCUCAUGGACAUAUGACAUCCCAUGGAGUCGCCGGUGUUCCAGGUGUAUUCAUCAACUACGAGAUAUCACCGAUGAAAGUGAUUCAUACAGAGACGAGGCAAUCUUUCGCACAUUUCCUCACAUCGACGUGCGCAAUCAUCGGAGGAGUAUUGACAGUCGCGAGUCUAGUCGACGGAUUCAUCUUCUCAAGUUCGAAGAGGUUAAAGGGGAUUAACGAUGAUGGAUUUGGCGCUCCGGGUGGAAAGAUGCUAUAG